AUGCUCGAAUAUGGUCAAAUUUUCUGUUUUAUAUUUGCUGUCUCGGGCCAGGGGUUCCUCGCACGCGACAUAACCUUCGAGAACACGGCAGGCCCCACCAACCACCAGGCUGCCGCCCUCCGCAUAAACGCGGACCUGUCGGCCGUCUACCGUUGCACCAUCUCCGGCCACCAGGACACCUUGUACGUCCACUCCUUCCGUCAGUUCUACCGCGAGUGCGACAUUUACGGCACGAUCGACUUCAUCUUCGGGAACGCGGCCGCCGUCUUCCAGGCCUGCAACAUAAUCUCCCGACUCCCCCUCCCGGGCCAGGCCACAGUCGUCACGGCCCAGUCCAGGGACUCCCCUGACGAGCCCACCGGCAUCUCCAUCCAGAACUGCUCCAUUCUACCCACCGACGACUUGCAGUCCAAGUCGAGCACGGUCAAAAGUUAUCUGGGCCGGCCUUGGAGGAACUACUCAAGGACGGUGGUCCUCGAGUCGUACAUACACGAUUUUAUCAAUCCCCAAGGGUGGAGCAAUUGGGUCGAGGACCAGGGGCUGGACACGCUCUACUAUGGGGAGUAUGAAAACUACGGGCCGGGCUCAGGGACGGAUGGGCGCGUGGCAUGGGCCGGGUACCACGUCAUGGACUACGACGAUGCUUACAAUUUCACCGUGUCCGAGUUUAUUGCGGGGGAGGAGUGGCUGGACUCCACCUCCUUUCCUUAUGAUGGUGGCUUGUGA
Molecule: messenger RNA, 726 nt
Organism: Striga asiatica
Lineage: Eukaryota; Viridiplantae; Streptophyta; Magnoliopsida; Lamiales; Orobanchaceae
Source: the annotation of a GenBank genome assembly